GCCAAAUACCGUUAAAAAGCAUUGUGAGGAAUGGGCAAUUUGGGUUGUCUGUAGUAGGAGAAGUGGUUGAUCGUGGCUGGUAUUCUGGGUUGUCUAUAGUGAGAGAAGUGAUUGAUUAUGGUUGGAUUUGAUUAGGUCUUAGGAUUUUAUUUUUUGGAAAGGUCUAAGGAUGUUUAUUUACUCUCAGAUUAUUAGGCCUAAUCCUAACGACAAUGUCUUAUUGGAAUUUAUUUAAGUCCUGGCAAUAAAAAAUUGUGAUACUAAUAGUGAUUAGUAAUAUUAAAUGUAUAAUGUCCACAGUUUGCUUUGAUCAUCACACAACCACUAUUGAAGCCGGCAACCGCUAAUUGUGUCUAAAGGCCGGCUUUCUCUUGUCUCUAGUGUGAAUUUUCUGUCAAAUCACAACUACUGCGAAGUUCCCUUUUGAACAAAAUUUCUUCUUCAUGCUUGACCUGUACAAUCUUUAUUUCUGAGAUUGUUUUCCAUGUACGUUGAGAAACCUGUCUCUGCAUAGACUUGUUUUCUCUCUCAUUAAAAGAAGGAAUUGGAAAGAAGCCUGUUUCUGAUGGUGAUUAGUUGCUGUUACUGUUUGCAUUGAGUGGAAUUUAAUCUCAAAUUGACUCAAAGAUGAUGGGAGACUAUCGGUAUGUAACAGACCAAAAGGAUAUUAUAAGGUUCUUGAUCACCACUGCAGAUAGUUUUAUACAAGAUCGGUUGAUCAAUAAAGAACAAAGGGCACAGCACAAAGAACAAUGUUCUGAGAGAUUAGCAGCUGAAGAUGGGAGCUGUAACAAGGACAUGGACGUUCAAUACUCUGAUCAAGCAGUAUUAGCAAAUUUGGAUUGGGGAAUUGAAGCCCUUGAAGAAGCUAUUGACACUGCCAAUAUGGAAACAAAGCUAGCACGAUUAGAUUAUGCAGAGAAGAUGCUGCAAGUUUGUGCCAUGUUGAACUCCAACCAGAGAACAGCUGGAGUCCCCAAUUUCUACCUCUCAGCAUGGGCCCACCUUAACCUUUCAUAUUUGUGGAAGUUGCGUAACAAUGUCCACAAUUCAGUUCAUCAUCUUCUUGAGAUGUUUAUUAUUGAUCCAUUCUUCUCAAGGAUUGAUUUUGCCCCUGAACUUUGGAAAGUUUUAUUUCUGCCACAUAUGAGCUCAAUUGUUGGAUGGUAUUCUGAGGCGAGGCACAGGCUGAUGAUGGAAGUGAUUCCUGAUUCUUCUGAUUUGUCAUUUACAGCUGACUUAGAUCAAUUCUUCAAUGAGUCUCUGGUCUUCUCAAUGAAACCAGAUCAAGUGGAAAAAUUGCAAAAGCUAGAGCAACUUUAUGGAGAAUCAUUGGAUGAGAACACACGGCUUUUUGCUAAAUAUUAUGAUGAUUGCACGAAGAUCGAUUCUACUGUAAGCAAAAAGAUGAUUCCAAUGUUGCCAAUAGCAGAGCCACCAAUGACUCCUCUGCAUGAGGUUAGCCGGUCAAUUCCUGACUACGUGAAAUUUGGUCCCAUCUUGCCCAAGAGUGCUGGUUUUUCUCCAGUUUUCCGAUCUAAACAUGGUACAAGAGAAGCUAGCAGAUUAAGUGUAGGUUCAACUUUGUCACAUAAUUUGGAAGAGCCUACCAUGGGGGAUCCUCAGGAGACCAUACUUGAGGAGAAUGAAGAUGAUUCUGAUCGUGAGCCUAAUGAUGGUAAUUUGGAUUCUGAAGAUAAAAGUCGUCAAUUGGUAACUCUUAGCAGCAUGAAAAUUUCUGAGAAUAAGGAAACUGGCACAAGCAUAAAGUCAUCUAAAGCAAACAUCCGAACACAUUCUCCCACAAUCUUUUCUCCUAUUGAUUCCCCAAAAACUUUUUCGCCAAAAGUUUUCUCGCCAAAUCCAGAUGUCCAUUCUAAAAAAGAAUCCAGGUCUCUAUUGCGCCUACUGUCCAGCCAUGUAACAGAUUCUAAUAUUGCCCCCUCUUUAGCUGUCUCUCCACCCAUGAGUAGUUACUACAGCAUGAGCUCACCAGACUCAGAUGGGGAAGUGAUAGAUCUACAGAAAAGUGUCAGGAAAAAUCACAAUCGAGCACGGAGUAUCAGUUAUGACAAUGUAAACAGCCAAGCAUUAGAUAAUAGUUUUGUUAAUGAAAGUGAUGAAGGAAGCCAGAGUUACAUUUCGCUCCCAAUGUCUGAUAAGUUGACUUCUCGUUCAAGACCACCAAAAGAUUUUGUUUGCCCUAUCACAGGCCAGCUUUUUAAUGACCCAGUAACUCUUGAAACUGGUCAGACUUACGAAAGAAAAGCAAUUCAAGAAUGGCUACAAAGAGGAAAUACAACAUGCCCCAUUACUCGGCAAGCUCUCUCUGCAAAUUCACUGCCCAAAACAAACUAUGUUCUGAAGAGACUCAUAACAUCUUGGAAAGAGCAGUAUCCGGAUAUUGCUCAGGAAUUUUUGUACUCUGAAACCCCAAGGACCUCAUUCAGCUCCUCCUCCGUAAAAGAAACUCCAUUGGCAUCCACUCCCUCCAGAAUGUUUGAUUUUCGCAGUUGUAAUAGCACAGAUAGUCACAUACAUCAGAGAAGCAAAAGAUUUGUACAAUCGGCAGUGUCUACAUCACCAACCAGUGUAAUUUCCCAAGCCACUAUUGAAACAAUAAUCAAUGGGUUAAAACCACAUAUUUCAUGUCUCUGCACUUCAGAAAACUUACGAGAAUGCGAAGCAGCAGUUUUAGCAAUAGCAAAAUUAUGGAAGGACUCAAAGGGUGACCCUGGGGUUCAUUCAUAUUUAUCCAAACCAACAAUUGUAAAUGGAUUUGUGGAAAUACUAUCAGCCUCACUAAACAGAGAAGUUCUCAGAACAUCAAUAUACAUUCUCUCUGAGCUAAUAUAUUCAGAUGAAAGUGUUGGAGAGAUUCUGACCAGCGUAGAUUCUGAUUUUGAUUGCCUGGCUGCUUUGCUUAAAAAUGGGCUAGCUGAAGCUGCUGUUCUCAUAUACCAACUGAGGCCAGCAUUUGCUCAGCUUUCUGCUCACAACUUUAUACCCUCCCUUGUCCUUUUAAUCCAGAUCAAAAGCGAAGAUUUGGAUGAUCUUCAGUUAGUAAUAGAGCCAAAGGAUGCUGCCAUAGCAUUGCUUGACCAGAUACUUGUUGGAGGGGAUGAAAACAGCCAGUCCGUUAAUGCUUUGAGUGUUAUUUCUGCAAAUGGAAUUCCAGCGCUGGUCAAGUGUUUGGAUAGGGUGGAAGGAAGAAAAUCUGCUGUUUCCAUACUUCUAUGUUGCAUGCUUGCUGAUAAAAGUUGCCGGAACUUUAUAGCAAGUAGAAUUGAACUAUGUCCUGUUCUUGAAUUAUUUCAUUCGGGAAAUGAUAGUGUCAGAGGUAUAUGCAUAGAUUUUCUUUCAGAGCUGGUUCAGUUAAACAGGAGGACAUUCUGCAAUAAGAUAUUGCAGAUAAUUAAAGAUGAGGGAGCAUUUAGUACCAUGCAUACUUUUCUUGUGCAUCUUCAAAUGGCUCCCAUGGAGCAGCAACCUGCCAUUGCCACUCUUCUUCUUCAGCUUGAUGUCUUGGUCCGCGAGAUCCUUCUCACAAAAGAAACCUCUUUUUGUACAGCAGUUGGCCAUCUAACCAUUGGUUUAUAUUUGUUUUUCCAGGUUGAGCCACGGAAGAUGAGCAUUUAUAGGGAAGAAGCUUUAGAGACACUUAUUGAAGCACUACACAAAAAGGACUUUUCUAAUUCUCAAAUGAUGGCUCUAGAUGCUUUAGUAUCUCUCUCUGGGCGUAUUACUUCAUCUGGGAGGUCCUACAUGGAAGCCUCGUUACUCAAGAUUGCAGGGUUUGAUCAACCUUACAAUGCCUUAAUGAAGGCAGAAGGACUGAAGAACAGAGAAAAUGAUUUGGCGGAAACAAUGGAAGAUGAAGAGAAAGCUGCAAGUUCUUGGGAGAAAAAAGUAGCUUUUGUACUUUGCAAUCAUGAAAAGGGUUCUAUCUUUAAAGCUUUGGAGGAAUGUUUCAAGAGUAAUUCCCUGGAGAUGGCGAAAUCUUGCCUUGUUAUUUCCACAUGGCUCACAUACAUGCUUUCAGUCCUUCCUGAUACUGGUGUCAGAGAGGCUGCUCGUAAGUCAUUGCUUGACGAAUUUAUAAAUGUCCUCCAAUCAUCCAGGAACAUGGAAGAGAAGAUUUUGGCCACCCUUGCAUUAAAAACUUUUGUUAUCGAUCCUGCUGCACUCGAGGAGCUGGGAAAGUAUGCCAAAUGCAUUUAUAAAAACUUGAGAAAGUUUAGGAGAACUUCACCCGUGAUCACUGAUGUACUGAAAUCUUUGAUGAACUUGUCCUCUGUCAAUGCAACAGAGUUGUGGCAUUGUACUGAAGUUAUUGAGCUGGAAUCAUCUGGAAAUGGUGACGUUCUAUCAUUGCUUCAUUUGAAAGGUCGUGUUUUGAGCAGCCAUUCUGAUGGGACCAUAAAGGUGUGGGAAUCUGGGAAGAGGGUUCUAAGGUUAAUUCAAGAAGUUCGCGAACACACAAAAGCUGUCACAUGCCUCUAUGUUCCAUCUUCUGGUGACAAACUGUAUAGUGGCUCCUUGGACAAAACAAUUCGGGUUUGGGCAAUAAAGCCCGAAGAAAUUCAUUGUGUUCAAAUUCAUGAUGUAAAAGAGGCAGUAUGUGAGUUGACAGCUAAUGCUAAAGUCGCAUGCUUUAUCUCUCAAGGAACAGGAGUUAAGGUGUAUAAUUGGUCUGGGGUUCCAAAGCAUGUAACUUUCAAUAAAACUGUGAAAUGCCUUGCCAUGACAGGGGAUAAAUUAUAUUGCGGAUGCUCUGGAUACAGUAUCCAGGAGGUGGAUUUGUGCAAAUUGACAUCAACCACAUUCUAUUCUGGUACAAGAAAAUUGUUGGGGAAACAAAUCAUACAUUCCCUACAUAUUCAUGAUGGUCUACUAUUUGCUGGCGGUUCAGCAAUUGAUGGGACGGCAGGAAAGGUAUUUUCUCACUGCACAAAAGCGGUGGUAGGAUCAUUUCUGACAGGAUUCGACAUCCUGCAUAUUGUAGUCAACAAUGACUUCAUAUUCACAGCUACAAAAUGUGGGGUGAUUGAGGUUUGGUUAAAAGAAAGAAUCACAAGAGUUGCCUCUAUUAAGAUGAGUGGUGGGGGGCACUCCAAAAUCACAUCCUUAACAACAGAUAUGGACGGAGGAAUGUUAUAUGCUAGUUCUUCUGAUGGCAAGAUCCAGGCUUGGGCUGUGGACUAGAAAAUCCAAUGUUUCUUCUGCUGUAAAUCAAAGUCUCGACAAUUCUUCACCAUUUUACGGUUCGUCUUCCUUUUGUUGUAAAUUGUCUUGGCAUUUCUUCAUAAUUUUGUACUUAAAUCUCAUGUUGUAUUACAAAAUUAAUUUCUUGGAUUAUGUACGGAAUCGAUUUUGAAUUAAAUGAUUAUAAAAUGAGGUUUUAUUCA
Hevea brasiliensis (rubber tree) is the source of this 5408-nucleotide messenger RNA. RefSeq names its product putative E3 ubiquitin-protein ligase LIN-1. NCBI's taxonomy places the organism in Eukaryota, Viridiplantae, Streptophyta, Magnoliopsida, Malpighiales, Euphorbiaceae. Gene Ontology annotation, molecular function: protein binding; ubiquitin-protein transferase activity. The record is from RefSeq and is a predicted model, not a curated record. Gene Ontology annotation, biological process: protein ubiquitination. The coding region runs from base 628 to 5205 and encodes 1525 amino acids. The transcript is spliced from 16 exons.